Molecule: messenger RNA, 5994 nt
Organism: Gorilla gorilla gorilla (western lowland gorilla)
Lineage: Eukaryota; Metazoa; Chordata; Mammalia; Primates; Hominidae
Product: protein kinase cAMP-dependent X-linked catalytic subunit
Exons: 9
Coding region: 376-1452 (358 amino acids)
Biological process (GO): protein phosphorylation
Cellular component (GO): cytosol; cAMP-dependent protein kinase complex
Molecular function (GO): cAMP-dependent protein kinase activity; ATP binding
Source: RefSeq, a predicted model, not a curated record
AACAGCGCGCACGCGGCUACCGAGCUGGAGGAGGCGGCGGGCGCGAGACCGGGAAUGCGCAGGGCCCCCGCCUCGCCCCCCGAGCCCGGGCCGCGGCCCCCGCCUUCCCCGCAGCCGUCCCGCACUCGGUGCCCGCCCCCCGAGGCCGGCGGCCGCUCCCACUCGGGGCCGUUGCUGCUUGUGCCGUGAGCGCCGCCCAGCCAUUGUCCCCGUCGCUCCGUCAGCCGCGCCGGACCGCGCACCAGGAGGCGAGAGCGCGCAUGGGGAGCCUCUGUUGAUGCCGCCGCCGCGCCGCCCUCCGAGGCUGCGUCCCGGGAAGCCCGGCUCCCCGAGCCCUCCGGCCUGGCCCGGUGCCCCGGACCUGAGUGCGUCCCCAUGGAGGCGCCCGGGCUGGCCCAGGCGGCCGCGGCGGAGAGCGACUCCCGCAAGGUGGCGGAGGAGACCCCCGACGGGGCGCCCGCGCUCUGCCCCAGCCCUGAGGCGCUGUCGCCGGAGCCGCCUGCGUACAGCCUGCAGGACUUUGACACGCUGGCCACCGUGGGCACUGGGACGUUCGGGCGGGUGCACCUGGUGAAGGAGAAGACAGCCAAGCAUUUCUUCGCCCUCAAGGUGAUGAGCAUUCCCGACGUCAUCCGCCUGAAGCAGGAGCAGCACGUGCACAAUGAGAAGUCUGUCCUGAAGGAAGUCAGCCACCCGUUCCUCAUCAGGCUGUUCUGGACGUGGCAUGACGAGCGCUUCCUCUACAUGCUCAUGGAGUACGUGCCGGGCGGCGAGCUCUUCAGCUACCUGCGCAACCGGGGGCGCUUCUCCAGCACCACGGGGCUCUUCUACUCUGCAGAGAUCAUCUGUGCCAUCGAGUACCUGCACUCCAAAGAGAUCGUCUACAGGGACUUGAAGCCAGAGAAUAUCCUGCUGGAUAGGGAUGGCCACAUUAAGCUCACAGACUUUGGGUUCGCCAAGAAGCUGGUAGACAGGACUUGGACCCUCUGUGGAACACCCGAGUACCUAGCCCCCGAAGUCAUUCAGAGCAAGGGCCACGGAAGGGCUGUGGACUGGUGGGCCCUCGGCAUCCUGAUAUUCGAGAUGCUUUCGGGGUUUCCUCCGUUUUUUGAUGACAACCCGUUUGGCAUUUAUCAGAAAAUUCUUGCAGGCAAAAUAGAUUUCCCCAGACAUUUGGAUUUCCAUGUAAAAGACCUCAUUAAGAAACUGCUCGUGGUUGACAGAACAAGGCGAUUAGGAAACAUGAAGAACGGGGCGAAUGAUGUGAAACGCCAUCGGUGGUUCCGCUCCGUGGACUGGGAAGCUGUUCCGCAGAGAAAACUGAAGCCUCCCAUCGUGCCCAAGAUAGCUGGCGACGGCGACACUUCCAACUUCGAAACUUACCCUGAGAAUGACUGGGACACAGCCGCGCCCGUGCCGCAGAAGGAUUUAGAAAUCUUCAAGAAUUUCUGAGGACAGGAGCUCACAUCUGGAAGAAACAGGAAGAUUGGAAUCUGCCUGGAACAAAGAACUGCACUGAAGCAGACCAGAAGCAAAAUGUCUUCUUCACGGCAUAAGGACAUCUCCACUUUUCUCUGUACCUGUGUGUAUAGAAAUAGAUUAGAGCACAGUUGAAAUUCAUGGAACUGGCAUUAUUUAAGCAACUGGAAUUCCACACUGUAGGAAGGUUUUGAAAAUUGUUUGGUUGUAGAGUUUUUCUUAUCCUUUAGUGUUGUGUUCCUACUGUGAUGUCUUGGUUUUUGUCAUAGACUUAAGUUUAUAAGUUUGAACUGGACUUGUUCGAUUAUAACCACAAAUUGUGUGUGUGUGUGUGUGUGUGUAUGCCUGUGUGUAUAUAUAGAAGUCAUUAUGGCAGAUGCACAGAAAUUGUGCAGUGAUGUAAAUGUUCAUACUUUACAGAGCCUAUAAUUUUUAUUUUUCAAUUUGUUUUUUUCAAAAAUCUCUUCUCGGGGACAACAUCUGAAGGGUAUGUUGCAUGCAUUAAAAAAAAUCAUCUCACAUGCAUUUUAUAGUUUUGGGGAAGAACAUAUCAUGGAGAGGUCUACCUUCAGUAUCUUUAGUGCUUCCUACCUGGUAACUUGAGACUUUAAAAGAAGAAACAAAGAGAAGAAGAUAUGGGAGCGAAUUUAUUCCAAGAAUCUACAAUGACAUUGAAGUUGUUGGAGGAAUGUACUGUAUUUAAAAAAACCUUCUGUGACACAUUCAAAAAUUUCAUCUGAGCUGGGUGCAGUGGCUUGUUCCUAUAGUCCCAGCACUUCGGGAGGCUGAGGUGGGUGGAUUGCUUGAGCCCAGGAGUUGGAGACCAGUCUGGGAAGCGUGGUGAGACCUCAUCUCUACAAAAUACAAAAAAAAUUAGCUGGGCAUGGUGGCACGUGAGUGUAGUCUCAGCUACUCAGGAGGCUGAGAUGAGAGGAUCACUUGAGCCUGGGGAGGUCCAGGCCGCAGUGAUCCGAGAUCACACCACUGCAUUCCAGCCUGGGUGACAGAGUGAGACCCUGUCCAAAAAAAAGAAGGCAAUGGCUUUGUGCUUUUGAAGAUGGAUUGAAGAGAACGUCCACCUUAAGGCUUUAAAAGACAGUGAAGCUGGGUGCGGUGGUGCACUCCUGUAACCCUGGGACUUUGGGAAGCUGAGGCAGGAAGAUUGAGCCUAGGAGUUCGAGACCGACCUGGGCAGCAUAGCCAGUCCUCAUCUCUAUAAAAAGAAAAAAAAAGUUUAAACACAGUGAAAUUGCAGAAACAGAACAUAGCCACCCUUUUUCGUCAGUGACCUUUUCUUCACGUGGAGGUCAACUGAGUAGGUGAGAAUAAUUAGUAGGUUCAGCAGAAUAAACUCUUUACAAUUAAUAACUCAGUGGAAAAUGAUGUUCAGAUGGUGAAAUGUGGAAAUGUUUUAGACAACUCUAUUUUCAGCCUGUGCUUCUCACUCACCAUCCUGUUGGGAUUAACAGUUGAGGGCCAUCGCUGUCUAAACAUUUAGCAUGCAGUUUCCCAUCAGUUUUACCGUGAGUGUGAAAAGGUGAAACUGGUGCUGACUUCGGCAGCAGGUAUACUAAAAUUGGAAUGACACAGAGGAGAUUAGCAUGGCCCCCUGCGCGAGGAAGAUCCGCAGAUUCAUGCAGCAUUCCAUAUUUUUUUAAAAAAAGAUUACACUGUGCACCGAGAUGUGGACCUAGAAGGAAAAGCAUGAAGUCUCAUGUUUGCUGACUAUAAAAAUAAAUCAUAGUAAUAAUAUUAUUGAACAUUCUACUUUAAAAAUUAUUAAUAAAACCAUAAAUGAAACACUUGAGCACACUUUAAAAAGUACAUAAACCCAUGAGUCCAUAUGUGUAAUUUUAUGUUGUCUGUUUUAUUAUCCAGGAUUUCAUACUCAGAUGAGAAUUAGCAUCAGGAAAGCCUGAAAUGCCUUAAUUGUGAACUGAUAUGCAGGAAAAUGAAAUAUGUAAGCACAUUGGUGACCUUGUUCUUUAUGGACAUUGUAAUUAGCCUCCAGCCAUACAGAACAAAUGAGAAAUUAGAAGCGAUUCCAAGAACGUGUGAUGGUGUGAAACCCACUUUGGACCAUCACACAUAUUUCAGCAUUUGAAGUGACACAAGCUACCUGGUAACUGCCCAUGGCGGGGUCAUAGUUUAAAUGGCCCAAUGUCAUGUAGAGGUUAAUUUAAUCAAAAUGAGCUAUAAACAUGGAGCAAUCACUGUAUAAUUUUAAAAUAGUUUACCUGGCCAGGCAUGGUGGCUCACGCCUGUAAUCCCAGCACUUUGGGAGGCCGAGGCAGGUGGAUCACCUGAGGUCAGGAGUUCGAGACCAGCCUGGCCAACAUGGCAAAACCCCCGUCUCUACUAAAAUACAAAAAUUAGGUGUGGUGGUGGGCACCUGUAAUCCUGGCUACUCGGGAGGCUGAGGCAGGAGAAUCGCUUGAACCCGGGAGGCAGAGGCUGCAGUGAGCCGAGAUUGUGCCACUGCACUCCAGCCUGGGCCACAGAGCAAGACUCCGUCUCAAAAAAUUAAAAUAAAAAAAAUACAAAUAGCUGACCCGGGUGGGCAUUCCAAAAUGUCCGCAUGGACGAUCACGAAACAAUCAUGGUGCGAAACGUCCGCAUGGAUGAUCACGAAACAAUCACGGUGCGAAAUGUCCAUAUGGAUGAUCAUGACAAACAAUCACUGUGCAAAAUGUGGAGGAAAAUUCAUUACCAUAAUCACAACAUUUGUAUCAGAAAAACAUUACAAAUUUACUUUGCUUCAUGUAAUUUUAUGAGUUGGCAAUAUUUUCUUAAAUUGGAAUACUCUAAGAGAAUAGGACAUGGAUAUGUUACAACAAGAAGUAUAUUGGGGCAAGUCUUGUUUUUCUGAAGGGAAGUGCCACCGGCCUGCUUUCAUAGGCAUUGAUGAUAAAGCCAGGAAGGAAAUAAAGUCACAACCGAAUAGUAUACACUGUCUCUACUGAAUUCUUCUAAUUCCUUCGCAACAGAAGUCUAAAUCCUGCUUAGCCUAAACAUAUCUAUAGCCAGCGAUGGGCAAAUUAUAUUUGCUGUCAGCAUGAUAGAAUAAGAAGCAGAAAGCCCCCAGCAGUGGGGUAAGAUUGCGCGCUUCAUCCCCUCAAAAUGCUGUUCAGCCCCACUCCCUCUCCAUGCCCAUCAAACAACUGCACAAUCACUUGUUACUGAAUUUCUCAUUCAGCGUUUUGUUUCUUUCUGUCCAUACUUAAAGACCAAAUCAUUUGUUUGCUUUGAAGAAAAAGCAAAAACAAGAACAAAAACACCAAAUCAUUUGAAAUCACUAUCCAUUAAAAAAAAUCACCAGUGGAACUAAACAGUUGAGUGGCUUGGGACGUGUUCGCCAUUUCUGUGUUUGACCUACAUGGCCUCUAGUUCUUUGGACCAUUGUAACUGUGAAACUACGGCUUAAUACUGUUAAAGACCCCAAGGCUCCACUCUGUAGCCAGCUGCACCUCAGGGUGCACAAAUACCCCACCAGAAUGUCACAGUCAUUCAUUGCUCCAGCUACUGAGUGAACAGGGUGCAAGACAGCACUGGCUUGGGUUUUAUUUUUGCAGCCAGUUAACUUUGCAUCAGGUCUACACAGUCCUUGCAGCCUUUGAUUUCUCCAGUUGUAGAGAUUUGAAAUGGGGUGCCUGGGUUCCUCUCAUUUUUCCUUCAAUCUACCUAGCAUGCAUUUUACACACAUUGGAGGAGUCGUAUGCACUGUUUUUCUGUUGCUGAUGGAGGCAAGCAGGCCUUCUAAUUAGUCUAACUGAAACGGAUGGGAUUCACUUAACAAAAGCAAGAAGAAAAGCACACGAACAGGUGUCAAUGCGUUUGGAUAGUUUCUUUGCAGGGUGUGUGUGUGUGUGUGUGUCUUGGUGAAGGUGAGGGGCUGUAUUUUCACCAAGCCUUUUCAUAAUCAAGUUUGCUUUGCAAACCUUAUGGCCUUGCACCCCGCAGAACAGUCCUUCCUAAUAGCAGGGAUACUCUGUCAUGGUUUUCUGUAAAUUAUCGUGUGUUGGGAAGUUCUGUUCAGGCUUAGUUUGAUCUUCCAUGGUGGAGACUUCUAUUCUGUAUGUAAAAGGCAUUACAAUUGUGUUUUAGCAGAUGAGAUUUGAAGCCUUUCCACAGUCCUUGUGCUCUGAGAUGGCUGUUGAGCUCUGCUCAACUGUCGUAGCUGAAUUCUUUCUUUGCGCUGAACACUGGGCAGCCUCACCAUGUUGCCAACGUGCUUCUGGGGCCCCUGUGACUGCCGCCGGAUGCCGCGCACACAGGCAGAGUGCCUUUGCAGGUUUGUGCACCCCUUGGCGAGCCAGAACUGGGAACCCCGCGGGGUGACCCCGCCUUUUCAUGGGGGGUUGGGGAGGGGAGUGCCUAUUUUUAAUCCUGUUUGUUGCACAAUGGAAAUCACUGUGAUUUGUACAUAUGCUCUAGGAAAAUUUUACUGCUGUCUAAUUUAUGUAAUAAUACUGUUGAUUCCAGGUUUGUUUAAUAAAACUUUGUAUCUUUUCAGAA